CAUUUAUGUGUUUACGACAACAAUGAAUGAUGUUUCAACCAUGAGUCAGAGUCCAGAAGAGUUGAUUUCCCAUUGCAGCGGUGCUUUCCAAAGGUGAGACCUUUAUGCUUCUUCACUUCAAGCAAUGCAUUCCACCAUCUUCACCAUGUGGCUUAUUUUCUUGUCUUGCUUCUUUUGUGCUGUAUCUGCACUCAACUCCGAUGGGGUCACCCUGUUGUCACUCAUGAGGCACUGGAAAUCCGUGCCUACUUCCAUAAACACCACCUGGCUUGCCUCUGAUUCCACUCCAUGCUCCUCCUGGGUAGGACUUCAAUGUGACCAUGCCCACCAUGUCAUCUACCUUAACCUCACAGGUUAUGGGAUUUCUGGUCAAUUAGGUCCUGAAAUUGGAAAUAUUUCUCGCCUACAGUACUUAGACCUUACAGGUAACAACCUCAAUGGCCCAAUACCUCACUCCUUAAAAAACUUGCACAGCCUCCAGUUUCUCAGCCUUGCUCAAAAUCAGCUAUCUGGUGAAAUUCCACAUUCCUUGUCUCAAAUACCUGGACUGCAGCUUGUUGAUCUAUCAUAUAACCUUUUAAGGGGUUCCAUCCCCACCAGCAUUGGGAACAUGUCUGAGCUCCUGCUGUUGUAUCUCCAUAGUAACCAGUUGUCCGAGACAAUUCCUUCAUCCAUUGGGAAUUGCAGUAAAUUGCUAGAAUUGUAUCUGGAUAGGAAUCAGUUGGAGGGUGUCCUGCCUCAGAGUCUAAAUAAUCUCGGUCUUCUGGAUCAUUUUGAUGUCUCCGGUAAUAGACUUACGGGUACUGUUUCUUUGGGUUCAACUAGUUGCAAAAAUUUAGUAGUUUUGGAUCUCUCAGACAAUGACUUUAGUGGUGGCCUUCCCUCAAGCAUGGGGAACUGUAGUAGUUUAUCGGAACUUGUUGCCGUGAACUGCAAUUUGAUAGGGAAUAUCCCACCCUCCUUUGGCCUACUGACCAAGCUUUCUAUUCUAUAUCUUCCACUAAACCGUUUAUCUGGAAAAAUACCUCCAGAAAUUGGCAACUGCAACUCUCUAACAGAGUUACAGCUGUAUUCCAAUCGACUUGAGGGAAACAUUCCAAGUGAGUUGGGAAAACUAAGAAAACUGGUGGAUUUGCAAUUGUUUUCAAAUCAAUUGACAGGUGAAAUUCCACUCAGCAUCUGGAAGAUUAAAGGUCUUCAGUCUCUGCAUCUGUAUAAUAACAGUCUUUCUGGAGAAUUGCCAUUGGAGAUUGCAGAGCUCAGACAGCUGAAAAACAUCACUUUGUUUAACAACCAGUUUUCCGGUGUCAUACCUCAAAACUUGGGAAUUAACAGCAGUUUAGUUCUGUUGGACUUCACAAGUAAUAAAUUCACUGGCAACAUCCCACCAAAUCUGUGUUUUGGCAAGAAGUUAAAGAUCCUGAAUUUGGGCAUCAAUCAACUUCAAGGUAGCGUACCUCCUUAUGUUGGGAGCUGUACAACCCUUACAAGAUUAAUCCUCAAACAGAAUAAUUUUACUGGGCCUCUUCCUCAUUUUAAGAGCUGUCAAAAUCUCGUUUAUAUGGAAAUUGGCAACAACAAAAUUCAUGGAGCAAUUCCAUUAAGUUUGGGAAACUGCACACGUAUCACUGACUUAAUUCUGCCCAUGAACAAAUUUACAGGGCCAAUACCAUCAGAGCUAGGGAACCUAGUGAAUCUUCGGACUUUGAAUCUGGCUCACAACAACUUAGAAGGUCCUUUGCCCUCUCAGCUAUCAAAGUGCACCCAAAUGGACAAGUUUGAUGUCGGAUUCAAUUUCCUAAAUGGUUCAUUGCCAUCAAGUCUGCAGAGCUGGACAAGGUUAACCACGUUAAUUUUGAGCGAGAAUCGCUUUAGUGGGGGCCUCCCAUCUUUCCUGUCGGAAUUCAAGAUGAUUUCUGAGCUACAACUUGGUGGCAAUCUGUUCGGAGGCAAAAUUCCCAUAUCAGUUGGAGCAAUGCAGAACUUGAUCUAUGGUUUGAAUCUAAGUUCAAAUGGGUUGACUGGUGAAAUUCCUGUAGAGAUUAGGAACCUGAAAAUGUUGCGAACACUAGCUCUGUCUCAUAACAAUUUGACAGGAAGCAUAGAAGUUCUUGGUGAACUCAUCUCCUUAGUGGAACUCAAUAUUUCAUACAAUUCUUUUAGUGGUAUUGUACCAAAGGCGCUGAUGAAGUUGCUUAAUUGUCCCUUGUCAUCGUUCCUGGGCAAUCCUGGCCUAUGCAUCAGAUGUUCAACGUCAGAUUGCUUGGCUUGCUCGGAAAGAAGCUCUCUAAAAUCAUGCGAUGACAAAUCUGCUAAACGGAAAGGCUUGAGUAAAGUUCAAAUUGUGAAGAUGUUUCUUGGAUUAUCCAUAUUUCUUGGUUUGUCGUUGCUGGCAUUAGUUUGUGUUGUUGUUUUUGGGAGAACAGCUAAGCAGGAAAACCAUAUCUCUUCUGAACAGGGUUCUUCAUCCCUUCUUAACAAAGUCAUGGAGGCUACAGAAAACCUAAAUGAUCGAUAUAUUAUUGGUAGAGGAGCCCACGGAAUUGUUUAUAAAGUUCUGAUAGGUCCAGACAAAGCUUUUGCGGUGAAAAAGAUAAGAUUUACUGCCAGUCAAGGUAAGAACUCGAGCAUGGCCAGAGAAAUUCAGACCCUUGGGAAAAUCAGGCAUCGAAAUCUUGUCAAAUUGGAAGACUUUUGGUUGAGAAAAGAUUGUGGUCUAAUUUUGUACAGCUACAUGGUAAAUGGAAGUCUCCAUGAUGUUUUGCAUGAAAGGGCUCCAACACCAACCUUAAAGUGGAAUGUCCGGUAUGAGAUAGCUGUUGGAAUUGCUCAUGGAUUAGCUUAUCUCCACUAUGACUGUGACCCUCCCAUCGUGCACCGAGACAUCAAGCCCAGCAAUAUACUUCUAGACUCCGACAUGGUGCCUCACAUUGCUGACUUUGGUAUUGCCAAACUUCUGGAACAGUCUUCUCCUGCUUCAAAUACUUCCAUUGCUGUGCCGGGUACAAUUGGUUAUAUUGCUCCAGAGAAUGCUUAUGCAACAAGUAGUAGGGAGUCU
Messenger RNA from Vigna umbellata (rice bean), 3058 nucleotides. RefSeq names its product PEP1 receptor 1 (gene PEPR1). Gene Ontology annotation, molecular function: protein kinase activity; protein binding; ATP binding. NCBI's taxonomy places the organism in Eukaryota, Viridiplantae, Streptophyta, Magnoliopsida, Fabales, Fabaceae. The record is from RefSeq and is a predicted model, not a curated record. Gene Ontology annotation, biological process: protein phosphorylation.